AUGGAGAGUCGCGGACAGGUUCCGGCUUUUCUGUCGAUUGAAGAUCCUCUUACUGAGUGGAAUGAUAUUGGAAGAUCCUCCUACAAAGCGCUAGAAAUGAAGGAAAAGUUCCACUACGCCUUCAUGGUCCUGAGCCGGGCAGUGGCACCACAGGCGAGCUAUCACAACACAGGCUCGAUUUUGGCGAAGAUUCUGAACUUUGACGACGAUGUUAUUGAGUACAGAAGAUGGGUCAACAAGCACUGGGAGAACAAAGUCCCUAGAAUCAAAAUCGUCGAACCAACGCCGCCCCCUCCCGCGCAGAAAAGCAGGAAUUCUAGCGUCGGCAAGCAAUCUUUCUUUCCCGACGAACAAAGCUCCAUCGGCGUCAUUUCCGACGGCGAGAGCUCGAUUCUUUCAGAAGAAGAACUUUCGCCGAUCAGAAAAGAUCGAAAAGUCGAGUAUCGACGAUCCUCAGACCAAGUCACAAACAAAGAAAGAAGGUCAAACUCGGACAGUUCGGCGAAAGCGAAUUACGAGGAAAACUUUCCGGACAUUUCGGAGAGCAAAAAUGCUCCGUCGGAAAAGGCAUCGUCGGCGAAUUAUCUAUCCGAUAAAAAUAAUAAUGAUGAUAUGCCGAGGCCGAGGGAUGAUCAUGACAACAGAACUAGAUCGAAAAAGGAGCCAAAAUCAGAGGCAGAAAGCGAAAGCGACAGAAAACAGCGGCGUGAGCGAAUGAACCGAAUGUCCGCAGGAAGCGGAAUUCUCGGAAUGCCGAGAAUAAUGAGAAGCGCUUUUGCUAAUUUAGGCGAGCCGGAUCGAGUGAACGCGAGAAAUGUGAACAUCAACGAUGCCAGCUCUACCGGCUCAAGAGGGACCGAUUCCUUUCCAUCAAGUUCUGGCUCGAAGAGCAAAAGGCCGACCAAAGAGUUUUACAAGCCGAGGGGGGUUGGCAAGCCAACGACAGGGGAAUUCAGACAGAGAGAGUCCUACAUCCAACCGAAGAAGUGGCGGUUCAGGGAUGAAGAGCGACAGAAGAAGAUCCGACCAAGAUUCGCGAAAAAGAAAGACGGCCAAAGUGAAAAUCGCCGCUAG
Messenger RNA from Oikopleura dioica, 1074 nucleotides. Lineage: Eukaryota; Metazoa; Chordata; Appendicularia; Copelata; Oikopleuridae. The record is from the annotation of a GenBank genome assembly.